UUGCCUUAGUAAUUAAAAUUUAGUAUCUAAUUAUGUCUUAUGCUCGUGGUGUUUGGAUUGAAGAUGGUAUGGAAACAGAAGGUGUUGUUCCAUGUAACUGGAUAAUUGAUAAUAAACUGUAUUGGCCCAAUGGUAUAUCUGUGAUAAAACACUUUCAGCUCCUAAAUAUACCAGAUGUCUUGAAAUGGAAACAUUAUAAAUAUUUGUCAACAAAGUGUGUAGGAGAUGAACAAACAUGUCAAGACUAUGAGUUUGUAACAACCCAGGAGGAAAAAAGUGCUUCAGAAGAAUCGUUAAUAGAAAGUUCUAAUGAAGAAGUCACGGGGUUAGCUUAA
Hydra vulgaris (swiftwater hydra) is the source of this 335-nucleotide messenger RNA. RefSeq lists its product as uncharacterized. The record is from RefSeq and is a predicted model, not a curated record. Lineage: Eukaryota; Metazoa; Cnidaria; Hydrozoa; Anthoathecata; Hydridae.